Molecule: messenger RNA, 2310 nt
Organism: Colletotrichum fioriniae
Lineage: Eukaryota; Fungi; Ascomycota; Sordariomycetes; Glomerellales; Glomerellaceae
Source: RefSeq, a predicted model, not a curated record
AUGGUCUACCACGGCGGCAUGGCCAGUCCGCCACCGAGCGAUGGCCUCGUUCCUGCAUCGUCUCCCACUCUCCCUUCCUCCCCGCCGUCACGGAUGUCUCGAAAGGAAAAGAAGAAGUCCAUCCUGACGCCCCGGAAGUUUCGUCGUUUCUUCACCCCUCGCGGAAUGCCCUCACAGAUAUCUCGGGAAAGACCAGCCCUUGGCGAGCUACGCAGUCCAGCACUCAACGUUCAACCGACACCUCCACGAUCCAGCCCUCACUUCAAUGAACCGAUAUCACCCACUUCGAAUCACAGCAGCAGUGUGCUUUCCCCUUUUGGCAGCGAAGAUGGUCCCAGGAAGCGGAAACGGAGCGUUGUCAACGCUAUACCCAUGAAGUUGCCACAGUCAAGCCGCAGCUCAGACACGAAGCGUUCAAGAACUCAACCGGAGGAUUUGGAGGAAGAUUACCCUCUUGGCCGAAGUCCUAUUGCGAGAUCAUCGUUGCAACAAGACGAGAACGCUCGGUCCGAGGAUCACCCCAUGGGUUCGCCUGAGAUGCUCUCGCCCUCGACUAGUCGAACGGCAGCUCUGGGCAGAACGUACCCGACAGGACCUCAAGUUACACCAGACGAGUUCGCGCGGAGGCUUAGCUCCUUGACUGCCAGCAACUUUGCGACCUCGGGGUAUGAGGGUCUUCGGCCUAGGUCUACGCUGAUUGACUACUUCAAGUGCAACCGGGCAGGGAUUCCCGCUUCUAGCAGAGGAAAGGCUAUUAAAACUCUUCCCAAGCUUCCUCUGCCACCAAAGGAUGAUCCUAUUGUUCCGGAGUACCGGCCGCAACCCGUGUUUAAGCUUCGCAACCGGGGCUUUGGUGCUCAACUGCUGCUCCGCGAGCAAGGUAGCACACCUCGCCCCGGGCGUGAGCAUCUCGAGUAUCCUGCAUUUGAUGCCCCAAUGACGGCAAUUGGUGACGAAGAGGGAUUCAUCCGCUUCUUCGACACCACCACUACCCCCUUGGGAGCGGCACCCCGUACCAAGGUUGACAUUGUCAUCCAGGCCCAUGAGAAUGCCAUCAUGGACCUCGCUUUUUCAAACGACGAUCUUCGUUUGGCGAGUGCAUGUGGUGACCGCUCUGGCAAAAUCUUUGACGUCAUGUCGCAGACGGUUGCUGUAGAAUUGAAUGGCGGUCACUUUCAAUCCAUGCGCCGUGUCGAAUUUCAACCUGGCCAAGCCAAUGGAAACGUUGUAGCCACGUCGGACCGCGACGGAAAGAUCCAGAUCUGGGAUCUGCGGUGUUCCAUGGCACCGGCCGCUGCCUUUUCCACCCGCGGCCCGGAAGGUAUCGUGCACCGCGACAGAGACCGUAACCCCCUGUGGGCCCGAACGACCAACACCCUUGACAAUGCUCAUGAUCGUACGAUUCAUGGUGUCACAUCACCGGCGUCUGUCACGGCGCUGCAGUAUAUGCCAGAAGGUCGUGAACACCUGCUUCUCUCCGCAUCGGAGGCAAAUGCCUGUAUCAAGCUGUGGGAUACGCGGUACAUAACCCCGCGCAAUAAGGAGGCAGUUCCCCUAGCCGUGACCGCCGAACCGGCAACCCAUCGCUGGCGGCCCUACGGUCUUACUUCUCUCGCCUUGAGCAGUGACGCGGCCCGCCUGUACGCGGUGUGCAAGGACAGUACGGUCUACGCUUACUCGACCUCGCACCUCAUGCUCGGCCAUGCCCCCGAACUCUCCCUUCGGCCUCCGCGCCAAAGGGCCGGCUCUGCUAUGCAGGGUUUGGCCCCCUUGUACGGCUUCAAGCACGACCUUUUCCACGUUAAGAGCUUCUACGUGCGCGGUGCCCUCCGCCCUGUAUCAGCUUCCGGCAACGAGCUUCUCGCCGUCGGUAGCACGGAUAAGUGCGCGGUCGUUUUCUCCACCGAUGAGCGCGCCAUGAGGGAGUACUGGGACACGCAGAGCCAUCUUCCAGCAACGGAAACCAUGUCCACCUCGUCAAGCGCAACUACAUUCUCGUCCCACGCAAAGUCUGUCAAUGCUGGCGGAGCUCAGGUGCCCAUCAUUCGCAACGGCACGCCCCUCAUCCGCGGCCACCGCCGCGAGGUGACGGGCCUCAGCUGGUCGAAUGAGGGUAAGCUCGUGACCAUCUCGGACGACUACAUGGUGCGCCACUGGCAGGAGGGCAACGACGACGGCGGCCGUGGUGAUGGUCGCGAUGCUUGGGAGCUGCGCACCGGAGGCGAGUUCGGCGGUAAUCGGCACAUGGCUGGUUGGGCCGACGUCGCGGACGACUGGGAUGAGGACUGCGACUCGCACUCUGAGUGUUGA